ACUUGAUUAUUCAUUCCGUCCAGGUACAAACGAGCAGUCGGGCAGUGCUGGUGCGUUUACGAGUGUAUGUGUGUGUGUGUAUGUGUGUGUGUGGGAGAGAGAGAGAGAGAGAGAGGGAGUGAGAGAGAGAGAGAGAGCUUGCCGAACUGGUUUACUGCAAGGGACAUUACAGAGCUGCGUUAAAGGCUUAAGCUCGAUCAGAGCAGAUCAGAUCUGGAUUAAGCAAGGGGAGAUUGGAUCUGUUUCGAAGGGUGAGGCAUCGAGGUAAUAAUAACAGGCUCUGUAGGAUGAUGCACUGAAAGCGGGCUGCUCUCCGGCGCCCAGCGGUCAUCAUCCUCAUCCUCAUCCUCACCCUCAUCACCAUCCUCCUCUUCAUCCUCUCCUGUGCCUGCAGUGAGAACAAAUCCUGGUGCAUUGUGGUCACCAUCACGUAACCAUCGGGAGAGCUGCGGAAUCCCCCCCUUUCCUUUUUUCCCCCCCGAAAAGGACGGCGCGAUGGCCACUCUUCUGCGAAAGAUCGGUCUGAUCCGCUUGCACGACCGAGACACAGAGGACCCCAAGCACCAUCCGAAAGGGACUAAGCAAGGGAAUCAGAAAAACAGCACCAAGCACUGUCACCAAAACGAGACGAACAUCCUGAGCACCCCAGAAAUCAAGGCCAAGCGCUCGGACGUCUCCGCCAAAGACAAAGCUCCUGCGAAGGACAAACCGAGUAAGGAGACGAAGGAGAAGCAGCAGACGGGAAGCGCCAAGUCGAGCACGAGCUCCUCCGUGCCACCGCUGGCGCCCAACAGGCAGCACUGCGCGCAGGUGAGGACGCGGCGCCUGAUGAAGGAGCUGCAGGAGAUCCGGCGCCUGGGAGACGACUUCAUCACGGUGGAGCUCGCCGACGACAACCUGUACGACUGGAACGUCAAGCUGCACCAGGUGGACAAGGACUCGGCGCUGUGGCAGGACAUGAAGGAGACCAACACCGAGUACAUCCUGCUGAACAUCUCCUUCCCCGACAACUUCCCGUUCUCGCCGCCGUUCGUGCGCGUGCUCACGCCGAGGCUGGAGAACGGCUACGUGCUGGACGGAGGAGCCAUAUGCAUGGAGCUGCUGACGCCGCGCGGCUGGUCCAGCGCCUACACCGUGGAGGCCGUGAUGAGGCAGUUCGCCGCCAGCCUCGUCAAAGGGCAGGGCCGGAUCUGCAGGAAAGCGGGAAAGUCCAAGAAAGCCUUCAGUCGCAAGGAAGCCGAAGCCACGUUCAAGAGCCUCGUGAAGACCCACGAGAAGUACGGCUGGGUUUCUCCUCCCGUUUCCGACGGCUGAGGCGCUCGCCGUCUCCACGUCAUCCCCUUUCCCCUUCUCCACGCAGCUUUCUCCAGUUUCUCACCUCCAAACAUUCUUUUGUUUAACAAAAAAAAAGAAGAAAAAAAAAAUGAGGUAUCAUCUCACACUGUAUGUCGAUGACUCUUCAUUCGGUCGUCUGCCAUUCCUCACUACGGUGCCAUGGACCACUCGCUCGCCGUGACAUCACAUUUCUAAACGAUGGAUGGAUGGAUGGAUACUACUACCAUGUUCGGCUGAAAAGGAAGUGAACGAAACCCUGGGGAAAGUAAUCGGGACAGACCCCCAACCCUCACGCUCUGACUCUUGUACCUCUUGCUCACUCGAUACCUCUCUGUGUUUAUCAGUGUGUUCAUGUCAGUCCCUUUCUCCUCCAUCUCUUCUUCUUCUCCUUCUCCUUCUUCCGCUGCUGCUUCUUCUGCUUCUUCUUCUAUAUUUCUCUUUACAGUUUUAGAGAUGAAGACACAUUGCACUGAACGCCAUCAGACGUUGAUUUUAUUUUUUUUGUUCACAUUUACACGCAUUGUAACGAUAUUUAAUAGCAAGGCAGAGGGGUGCAGUACAUCCGAGGUUCAGUUUUGUCUGUUCUUCUUCUUCGACUGUGCUACCUGUUUUUUUCAAUACAACAUGAAGAUUGAUUGUAACUUAUGUGGAGCUGUGCUCUCUCUCUCUCUCUCUCUCUCUCUCUCUCUCUCUGUCUCUCUCUCUCUCCCCUCCUCCCUCUCUUUCUCUCUCUCUCUCUCUCUCUCUCUCUCUCUCUCUCUCUAUGCGCGUGGCUAAAUUUAGACAUCACUGUGUUGCAUAGCUGGUGAUUGAUUUCUCGUGGAGAUGAUUUAAAAAAAAAAACACUCGUUGCUUAUGCAGAGGUACUGUAAAGAUUAAAGAGUGGUAGUGAACCAUUCUUGCUAAUCAUUAUUAUCAUUAGUAUUAUUACAUUUUAUUUUCUUGGAGAAGACCAGAAGCUUUGAUGAUGUUGAUACCAGAUGGCAGAACUGAAUGUCAGAGGCUCAGUGCAUGAACGCGUGCGUGCGGUUGUUCAUACGCGGCAGGGGCGUGCACGAGUCUUUUCACGAUACAUUUACCGACCUCGGAGAAGCGCGAAUCUGAUUAGCAUCUGGUUUUUCUCAGUGAGACGAAAACUACAGCCGGAGAAUGAAUGUUCCUGUCCGAUGACUUCCUUCAUUUCUCAGUGCACAGGGCAGCGAAAUGUCUAAUGACUCAGGCCUCAGCUUCAAAUCACAUUAAUAAUACUCAGUCUGCAUUAACUAUGAUUAUUAUUAUUAUUAUUAUUUUUAUGACUGCAGACUGAUAAUAAAAGGCUAAUUAAAAAUGGACUGAAAAGGACGAGCUGUUUGUUUUGGUGUGUAUUGGUGUGUGUUCUCCAAAUAUCAGUGUUUAUCCUGAACGCAGUGAGACGCCACGUCUUUUUAAUAGGCGCUGAUUUAAAGGAAAACUCCACCCUUGAGGUUGAAUUUAGAAAUUCAACAGAUUUAUUUUGGAAGGAAAUUAAUGGUUUGUUUAGGCGGAACAUCUUCCAUGGACACGUUGGUCUAUUUUCUGUUGUUCAGCUACCUGCUGCCAUUUGGGAUUGUGCUGCAUUUGGAAGGAAAGUUGGAAUUGUGUAAAUUUUGGAGCUACAAAUUAGGGAUAAACACGGACGUCUAUGUGUUAGUCUUUAGGUAACGUUAGUGAGUGAUGUUUAAUUAUCUCCUCAAAGCAGCAAACUUUAUAGUCAGUGUUAAAUCAUUUAUACUGUAUAUACUGUAUAACUCAUUUUAAAGUGCUACUUCGCUCUGUUGUGAUGAUGUGAGCAGACACUGAUGUCUGACAGGGAUGUUGAUACCUUCCCCGGCGUUCCGGGUAGGAAUUCCGAGUCAGAAUCUCUACAAGGUACAAGCAUUAGUCAAGGGGCAGCUUCAAUCCUCACUUCAUUUCUUUCUAAAGGAGAGUGAUGGUCUGUCUAGUGCUGUAAUCUGUACCCUCUGCUCAAACGGUUGUCGAACGCUAACUAGUCGAGCUGUUGUAUAGCUCUACGCCGUAUAGCUAUGCUAACACCUUGGAUCAUUUAUCUCAUGACUGAAAAUGGCUAUUCAGAAAAGAAGCUUUUGCUCACAGCAAAACCUGAGCGUUGGCUCCUUAUAUCUGAGAUUAUGGAUAUUAUGGCGGUGUUAACAUUUAACAGCAGGUUCUUGCAGGAAUAAUAAAAAAAUUCGGCACCGGAAUCGAUGAAGACAUUUCAAUCUAAACAUAUUGAAGACGUUUCAAGGGUGGAGGUUUUCUUUUAUGCCGUGUUCCAUGAUGAAUCGAGAGUGGAAGCAUCUCUACACCUCACACUUCCUGGUUUAUGUGACUGCACACUUCACAGCAGAAACCCUGAUUAUAGCCUCCGGUGCCUCAGGAGACAUUAAAUGUCAUAAGGGAAGCUGCUAAUUAACAUGACAUUUGACAAAAAAAAAAAAAAAAAAGGAAAGCGGUGAAAUUCGAUGCAGUCGGAGCUUGACGAUGCCCUUUCAGGCAGGAUGAUGCAGGUUCGGCGCGUGACUGAGAAAACGUUUCCCAGACUGCACAUGGACUCGUGGUUCAGUUCAGGUCCGUCAUGUCAAGGCAUGAUCCGAGCCCAGGCGUGUGUUUUCAUGUUCUAUGCUCGAGGAUUUAGAGGCAGAAAUGAGGUGUUUAGAGCAGAGAUCACCUGUGUUGAUCAUUACACACGAGACAAAUGCGUGACUUUCUCAAAACUCUUCGUUCGUUUAGCAAAAAAAAAGGGACGUACAAGUGCUUAAAGGCAAACACAAGUUCUAAUUGCCUUUAAUUGAGUUAUUAUAAUCAAAUCUCAGUUGCCACAAGCAUUUGUGGAUUUUACUUGAUGAUGUGUGCAUCACAGCAGGGAUUAAAAGCCUCAUUUACGCUGCUUGUGUCACGACUUAUUCCAGCCUUUUCCAUCUGGUACAAAACAAGCAUCUCAUCACGCUCUUGGUCUUCUCCAGUCUCCGUUUGGACAGUCCUUUUUGAAAAAGUGCUCGUGUGUGUAUUCCUUACGGAUUUAGCGAGAGGAGAUACUAUAAACAACGAAUUAAUUAUCACGAUCUCUCGAACGUGGAUGUUUGCCGGCUUAAAGAGCAUACUUUUGUGAUAUAGCCUAGACUGGUAGAUUGCAGACACUAACCGAGUUAAAUGUCCAAACAAGUGAGAUGACUCUAUUGUAUUAUAUCUGCAUGUGGUCUGUGGUUGUUAGCUAGCCAUUUUUUUUUUUUCUAGAGAAAAAGCCAGAAAAUUAUGGAGAAAAUAUGAAAAAAAAAAAAAAAUACUGUUUUUUUUCCUGUUAUUGUCCGUUUUCCUUUUUCUUUUUUUUUUUUUGUUUCGUUUCGUUUUCAUUCAUGUCUAAAAUGUCAGAUUGUGUUAUAUGAAUGUUUUGUGUUUUAAUUUAUUUGUGGUUUGCCAAAAUGACGAUUCGGAAGCAUGUUGCAGGUAUUGUCACUGAUCAAAAAAAAAAACAAAAACAAAACAAAACGAAAAAAAAAAAAAAAAAAACAAGUGGGGGGGAUAAAAA
Messenger RNA from Hemibagrus wyckioides, 4879 nucleotides. It is a transcript of the gene ube2ql1, whose product is annotated as ubiquitin-conjugating enzyme E2Q family-like 1. NCBI's taxonomy places the organism in Eukaryota, Metazoa, Chordata, Actinopteri, Siluriformes, Bagridae. The record is from RefSeq and is a predicted model, not a curated record. The coding region runs from base 496 to 1314 and encodes 272 amino acids. The transcript has 3 exons.